Haliotis rufescens (red abalone) is the source of this 2196-nucleotide messenger RNA. Its product is annotated as solute carrier family 49 member 4-like. The transcript is spliced from 5 exons. The record is from RefSeq and is a predicted model, not a curated record. The coding region runs from base 880 to 1404 and encodes 174 amino acids. NCBI's taxonomy places the organism in Eukaryota, Metazoa, Mollusca, Gastropoda, Lepetellida, Haliotidae. Gene Ontology annotation, cellular component: membrane; intracellular membrane-bounded organelle.
CAUGUGAUGCCAAAGAUAGGUGAUGAGUACAAUACACUCCGGGAUAAGUGUAGGAAGUUCUCGUCUGUAAAGUACAGCCUUUAUAGAACCAUACUUCAUGUUUUGAUAAUUCUCUCCGUUCCUAAACACCAUUACCUUCGUUUUGUCUAUAUUAACCGUUAAUUUCCACUGUUCACAAUAAUUGUCUAGUUAUCUAAUCUGUUUCUGCAGUCCACCAACAGUACUUGAAGUCAACACAAUAUCAUCUGUAAAUAUUCAUAAACUAUAUCCGGGGGUUAUUGUAACCAUUUGUGCAGUUAUUGUCUAAUUUGCUAAUUCAUUUAUAAAGAAAGAAAAUAAAACUUGCAUAUCUAAGGUAUGACAAGACUGUCAAACCCAUGUAAUACCACUGCGAUGUAGCAAUACAUCUGUAUGACCCCUGACAGAAUGUUGUAACACGGUUGUAAUUUUGUUGUAAUACCGAUGUUUUGUUGCUGUGCUGCUACUGUGGUGCUAUUGUGAUAGUGGACAUUGUUGUGAUGCUGUUGUUAUAUUGUUGUGAUGCUAAUGCGAUUAUGCUGUGAUGCUGUUGUUAUACUCUUUUGACGCUGUUGUAAAAGUGUUGUGGUGCUGUUUUGAUACGUUUGUGAUAGUGUUGUAAUGCUGUUGUAAUACUGCUAUGAUAAUGCUAUAAUACUGUUAUGAUGUCGUCGUGAUAGAUGCAGUAGUGGUGUUGUAAUACUUGUGUAAUAAUGUUGUGAUGCUGUUGUGAGACUGUCGUGUCUAGCCUAGUGGUAAAAGCGUUCGCUCGUCAUGUCGUAAAACCCGGGUUCGAUUCCCCACAUGGGUACAAUGUGUGAAUUACUACGCCCCGCCGUGACAUUGCUGGAAUAUUGCUAAAUGCGGCGUAAAACCAUACUCACUCACUCACUGUUGUGUCUCAAACACUGCUAUGGAGUUAUUUCACUGCUGUCAUACUUCAGAUCAAGACCUAAAGUUGAAUGUACAAACCAUGGCAGGUGGACACUGUAUGUUUCAGCCUUUGGGGUCUGUGCAGCGCUGUUCCUGGUGAUGUUGGUUUAUUUUCCAAACGUGCCGCCCAAGCCGCCACGUGCGUCGGCAGCUACACCGAGACUCGACUACAGAAAGGGGCUCAGGAUUCUUGUCACAAAUAGGAGAUUUUGGCAGAUUGCUGUAGCCUAUGGAGUAUCGACGGGUACCCGCAAUGCCUGGUCAUCUAUGCUCGAUGUCAACUUGAAAGCACAUGGAAUAUCACAGGAAGACGCUAGCUAUCUGGGAGUGUACGCCACUGCAGGAGCCAUUGUAGUGUCAGUGACCGUAGCCAGUCUCCAUGUAUGUGUCCUAUGGGCUUGUGGACUUAUCGAACGCUGGCGUCGGACCGCUUUUCUACGAGACGGUUUGUGAAACAUCCUACCCUGUGGCUGAGGGAAUUACGAAUCUGUGCCUGACCACGCAAAAUAAUAAAGCAGCGCUCAUCUUCCUUGGAAUUUUGUCAGUGCCCGGCAUAGCCUCCUUGUCACGAUGCCGGCCGCUCACAGCAGGAUCGACGUUGAUCAGUAGACCCAUGGAGCUGAAGCAGGAACACUGAAACGUCGAUACAAGGCAUGGAGUGGUUGUAGGCAAAUAGUGUCACGUGGGCAUCUGUCAGCCGGAAGUGGAAAGUUGUCUGUCUAAUUCUCCGUGUCCUUCCAGUGUCGUCAAAGACCUAAUUACCAAGGGACCAAAGUUUGAUUUAAAUUGAUCCUGUGAAGGAGCAUGAGAUUUUCCUGGAAGACAACAAUUAACUUUUUCUGAAUACAGUCCUUGUAGGCACUUUUGAUUUGUUCUCCCGGCUGAUGACGUGUAAACCUGUGAGGAAGUGCCCAGAAUAUACUUAAUACAUAUCCAAUACUAGACAGUUUAUACGCCGCCAUGAUGUAGCUGGAAUAUUGCUGAAUGCGGAUAAGCCAACACUCACUCAUCAACUUAUGAUGUUGACCUUGACUUUAACCUUGAUCUUGAUCUUAUAUCUCAGUGGAAAAUAUCAAGGUCUUGUUACAACAUUGAAGUGUUGUGUCACUGAACAAACAUUCAGAUUGAUUCAAUAAAAAAAAAUAACUUUGGAGAGUUGCUAUAUCUUAACUAUUCCACGUUUUCACAAUUUUAACUUUUUCAGAGGGUUUUGCCAUGGACACAUUUUUUUAAGUUCUACCAGUU